CUGCAUCCACAUGGUCCUCCAGAAACGGAGCAUACAGUAUCACUUGAUUGUGAUGAGAUAAUCUACUUGGAAUCUCCACUUGGCAGUGAUGAUAACAUGUUCCAGCUCCCUAAUCCUAGGCCUGCUCCAUCUUCAUCAACUUCUGAGGCAAGCCCUUCACCUAGCACACCUUCCACUCAAGCUAGUAGGAGUAAAAGGAAGGUGUCUGGACCACAGGACCCCUCUCCACUUCAUGAAGCAGUGUCUGUUCUGAAGUCAAUUGCAGGACCACCAGUAUCAGGCUUACCAUAUGUAUGUGGCCUUAUGGUGCAAACUGUUUUUGAAAAGUAUCCAGAAAGCAAGCAUCUUGAUCUUGCAAACCGUUUAACCACCUUCUUAAAGGAGCUACAACUGGAGAAAGCAGAAAGAUUAGAGGAAUGUGCCAAUAAAGCGAGCAGAGAGGCUUCUCACGCCACAUGUGGUGUGAUGGAUGCAACCUUCAGCUCGUGUUCCUUCCUCAGCCUCACCCACUCAAGGUGCACAAUCACUAUGUUCCUCCUCGAGGAGUUCAUCUGAAUGCUCGCUUCCUCCUGUUGCCUCUCCAUGUGGUUCUCCCUCCACUACAAGGCCAACCAAGAAAAGGAAAAUUAAACAAGCCAAGGAAGUUAUGCAAGUUGCUCUAAGGAAAUUAUUGUCCCUUCCAAACCAUUAUGAAAGUGAUCCAUGUUUAGAUUUUGGAAGGGUUAUUGGUAAUGAGUUGAAGGGCAUGAAGGAAAUGCAGAGAAAACUGGCAAAAAAAUUAUUGUAUGAUAUCAUUCACCUAGGGAACAUGCAAAUGCUGACUGCAUAUCAUCAAGUAUUAGAAUUGAGGAGUAUGAAUUCCUCAGAAAUGUAAUGAUUUGCAAAUAUUAAUUCAGUUACAUAUUUGC
Messenger RNA from Portunus trituberculatus (swimming crab), 908 nucleotides. RefSeq lists its product as uncharacterized. Bases 97 to 555 code for a protein of 152 amino acids. The transcript has 2 exons. Lineage: Eukaryota; Metazoa; Arthropoda; Malacostraca; Decapoda; Portunidae. The record is from RefSeq and is a predicted model, not a curated record.